CCAAAAUACCCAUUCCCCAUCUUCAAAUAAAAAAACUUGUCUCAUAAAUUCCAAUGGCUGAUUUUACAUCAGACUUUCAAAGUUUUAAACAAUCAUUUUCUUUCUUGGAUAUGGAAUCACUUAACCAUUUCACUGAACUAAACCCCCGUCUCUUAGAUAAUUCAGUCAUGAAUUACCAAAGCUUCUUGCCCUCCUCCAUUGACAACUUCUUCAGCAAUCAAGCACAGGCUAUCCCAGGACACGAGGGAGGAAACUUGCAGAGCACAGCAUCAGUUUUCCAGCCCCUUCUCUCUGCUAAAACUGAAUUAAUCCAUGAAAGCAUGAAGAGAAAAGCUUUGGAUGUAUCAAAAAGUAGUAGUUUUGGGAACUCAUUAUCAUCUCCUCAGGUUUCUGAAGCUGAAGUCAAGAGAAGAAAUGAUUCAGGAAGAGGGAAAAGAGCAAAACGUAAUGAAAAGGAAGAAGAGAAACCAAAAGAUGUAGUUCAUGUUAGAGCCAGAAGAGGUCAAGCUACUGAUAGUCACAGCUUGGCAGAAAGGGUUAGAAGAGGGAAAAUUAAUGAAAGGUUAAGAUGCUUGCAAGAUAUUGUUCCAGGGUGCCAUAGGACCAUGGGCAUGGCAGUAAUGUUAGAUGAGAUAAUCAAUUAUGUACAAUCUUUGCAGAAUCAAAUUGAGUUUCUUUCAAUGAAGCUGACGGCAGCAAGCACAUAUUAUGAUUUCAACUCAGAGCCAGAUGCCUUGGAAAGAAUGCAGAGGGAAAAGGCACAGGAGGCAAAAGAGUUGGAAAGAUUAAUGAGAGAAGGAUAUGUUGGAGGGCUAGCUUGCUUCCACUCAUCAUCAUCAUCAACAUGGUCCUCUUUGACUUAAAACCUAAUAUAUAUUGCCUUACAACACAUGACAAGAGGAAGAUGCCAUAUUUUUCAACACCUUUUCAAGUUUAUAAAGUGUCACAAAUGUUCCCCACUAGCAUAUGUGAAUUUUUUUUACUUGUAAUUUAUUGUUAGUCACAAAGCAUUUAUGGAAUUCCAUUUCAAUGUUUACAACA
Molecule: messenger RNA, 1041 nt
Organism: Gossypium raimondii (Peruvian cotton)
Lineage: Eukaryota; Viridiplantae; Streptophyta; Magnoliopsida; Malvales; Malvaceae
Product: transcription factor BEE 1
Exons: 5
Coding region: 54-863 (269 amino acids)
Biological process (GO): regulation of DNA-templated transcription
Cellular component (GO): nucleus
Molecular function (GO): DNA-binding transcription factor activity; protein dimerization activity
Source: RefSeq, a predicted model, not a curated record